Molecule: messenger RNA, 1042 nt
Organism: Macadamia integrifolia
Lineage: Eukaryota; Viridiplantae; Streptophyta; Magnoliopsida; Proteales; Proteaceae
Product: ER membrane protein complex subunit 7 homolog
Exons: 7
Coding region: 107-730 (207 amino acids)
Cellular component (GO): EMC complex
Molecular function (GO): carbohydrate binding
Source: RefSeq, a predicted model, not a curated record
AAUGUCACAGAGGUUCAAAGAAAAAAAGAAGCAAAGAGCCUGAGACGGGAGGUUUACUGGCGAGGAGUCGAAGAUCUCACAUCAACAACUACAGUACCUCGCAACGAUGGAGAGAUCCAAGCAGUUAACAUGUAUUUCGAUUCUUCUGCACUUGUGCUUCUGUCUCCUUCCUUCAACAAUAGCGAUUACAUCUGGGUCCACCGAAGGUUACACCAUUAGUGGCCGGGUUAAGGUCGAAAGUAUGGGUGCAAAAGGUUUCAGUCUUCCGGCAAAAAUAUCAAAUGCCAAAAUUAUACUUAAUGGCGGUCAAAAAGUUUCUUUUCUUAGACCUGAUGGCUAUUUUUCAUUCUACAAUGUGCCAGCGGGGACACAUCUAAUUGAAGUUGCUGCAAUUGGUUAUUUCUUUUCUCCGGUACGUGUCGAUGUCAGUGCUAGAAACCCUGGUAAAGUUCAGGCAGCACUGACAGAGAACAGGAGGAGUCUAAGUGAAUUGGUGCUAGAGCCUUUAAGAGAGGAACAAUAUUUUGAGAUAAGGGAACCCUUCUCCGUAUUGUCCCUCAUAAAGAGCCCGAUGGGUCUGAUGGUUGGCUUCAUGCUUAUUGUUGUAUUUCUCAUGCCCAAACUAAUGGAGAACAUGGAUCCUGAAGAAAUCAAGCGUGCUCAAGAAGAAAUGAGGACCCAAGGGGUUCCCUCCAUUGCCAACUUGUUGCCAGGAGCUGGAAGGAGCUGAGACGAAUUCUAACCACGAUAUAAAAGAGGACUUCAUCUGAGUUGGAGGGCUAUGUACUUGGAGGAGGGUGGAUUAAGGGUGUAAUGAACCAAAUGCUUCUCGCAAAUUCUGAACUUAUUGGCUCAGUUUCGAUCGUGGUUUUGUUGAAUUACGUGAACUCUUUACCCAGAGCUAAAAAUGUAGACAUCUCUCGUCAAACAAGACUUUUUUCUUUCCUUUUGGAGGUCUGUACUUGAGGAGGGGGCUGUAUACAUUCGAUUGUUCUCUGUUUGCAGUAUCCCAAAUUCUAUAUUAUUCUCUUCCUUUCUCUCC